UGCUCUGAUGAAUGGGCCGUGUCUUUUUCUUCCCUAGUUUCCACAGCCGCAAGGCCCGCCGCAACCCUACUCUGCAACCAUUAUACCAGAGCUUCGAGUUCGAGGGUCCCCGGAGGACUUCCCAAGCCAGUUUCCAGGUCGACGGACGGUCCUGGAACCACCCUGGUUUUUAAAUACGUCUGCAAGGACGAAGAUUGGUACGGCAAGAUCAGCCGGACUCGCUGCAGUGUGGCAAGGUUCUUGUUUGCCGAAGCCCUCCUGGCGCACCUCGUUCCACCAGACAACUUGGAAAGCCGCCUUCAAAAAACAGGGACUGUGUAUUCCCAUUCCAUUGAGUCCCACACCACAGACAAACACGGGUUAUAAUGUUUACGAAUGAUCGGAGGCAAGAAGAGCGAACUGGAAGAUCUGGAACUCCGAGGCUGCAAUACCUUCAGGAGUUGGUGACUCGAUUUCAGAGUACAACUGACGAUGAAGAGGCAAAAGAGAAAAUUGUUGCUAAUUUGGCAAACUUUGCUUAUGAUCCUUACAACUAUGCCUUUUUGCGCCAGCUCAAUGUGUUGGAAUUGUUUGUGGACUGCAUAACCGAACCAAAUGAGAAGCUGGUGGAAUUUGGUGUAGGAGGGAUAUGCAAUUGUUGUGCUGAUCCGGCAAAUGCUGCAAUUAUCGCUCAAUGUGGAGGAAUCUCUCUUGUUAUUCAAUGUUUAUCAAGUCCAGUCAGAAACACUGUGAAUUAUGCAAUUGGAUCCCUAUAUUAUCUAUGCAACGCACCUAACAAGAAGGAGAUUAUAAAGCCAGAGGUGGUUGAUGUCAUGAAGAGAUAUGCUGCAGCUGAAGCAGUAAAUGUCAGUUUCAGUAAUCUGGCCAAGGCAUUUUUGGACAAACAUGUUUCUGAAAACAACUUGAAGGCAAAGUAGUUUUUGUUAUUAGACUAAGUUGGUUCCAGCAUCUUUAUCUAAGGACUUGUAUGUUUUUUUUUUUACUGUGGAACAUAUUAAGCAAUACCCCCUUGAACUUUAGCCAUGUCGCCGUGUCUGAAAUGGUUCUUGAGUUUAUUUACUCUUUCCCGGAAGAUGUUCAUUUUGUUUUUAAAAAUGUUUCUGAGAAGAGUGCACAAUAAAGAAUUCGUAUUUGAUCCAUGUAUUGGCCAAAAGUACCUGGUCCUUCACUUUGUUCCUCUCAUCCAAAUCAGGAAUCCCACUGUUGACGACGAAGGCAAGGACGAGAUAUUCUUCCACUCUCUUUAGGAUCCACUGGACUUGGUUCUCGGAACACCUACAACAACGAUUCCACCAAUAAGAAGAGAAGAAAUUUGCAGGCGAGAACAAGGAAAAUAGGACCAAAAGAAGAUUAGGGGUAAACAAUGAUUCAAUCAUACACAGAGACAAACACAAAAUAUGAGUUGAAGUGAUGAUGAAUUGCUCGAUAACCAUGCAUUGAUGUUAACUUAUGAUUUUGAAUAUCUCGAGAAAUAUCACUAGCAUCGUAGAUUGUAUAUUUUGACAUGUUCUUGUGAUUUUUGUUUGGUUAUUUGUGGCACCAAUACAAAUUUGUGUCAUUGACAAGAAGUACUAUGUACGUAUAUAUCGACAGUGUCGACACUAUCUAGUUUUUGCCAUAUA
Molecule: messenger RNA, 1622 nt
Organism: Malus domestica (apple)
Lineage: Eukaryota; Viridiplantae; Streptophyta; Magnoliopsida; Rosales; Rosaceae
Source: RefSeq, a predicted model, not a curated record